Messenger RNA from Exaiptasia diaphana, 2085 nucleotides. Its product is annotated as adenosine receptor A2b-like. The transcript has 3 exons. NCBI's taxonomy places the organism in Eukaryota, Metazoa, Cnidaria, Anthozoa, Actiniaria, Aiptasiidae. Gene Ontology annotation, cellular component: membrane. The coding region runs from base 292 to 1236 and encodes 314 amino acids. Gene Ontology annotation, biological process: G protein-coupled receptor signaling pathway. Gene Ontology annotation, molecular function: G protein-coupled receptor activity. The record is from RefSeq and is a predicted model, not a curated record.
CUGUCUAGUGGCUGGCAAUAGAUACSGUCUCAUCAGRAAACCAGGCAGCUCUUGGUCUAGAUAAGAACCAAGCACUGUUUCGUGCGCUGCCUUUUCUGAGGUCGCUUUCAACCUAAUAUCAAUCUAUAAGUACCUCUUAUUCACAUACUAUUCUUUUGAAAAGAGAAAAGAUCAAAGUUCCUAAGGAAGCUGCACCAUAAACAGUAGUGUAUAUAACUACUAAGAACAAGGUCGUCCAAGAAUACAGGACAAGGGGAGAUAAUUCAAGCCAGAAAAAAUACUUAAAAUAACAUGAGUCUGUCAGAUGCUAACUGCCGGGAGACCUGGGCACCAUACUACUUGUCAAUCACAACUGCUUCUCUGAGUGCCGUACUGUCAGCCAUCACCGUACCAGGMAAUCUMCUAAUAUGUAYAGCGAUAAUCAAGGACCCUCGCCGUGACCUGCGCACUUCGUUCAAUUACUUCGUGUUAAACUUAGCAAUCGCUGAUCUAAUUGUYGGUGCAAUCACCGAUCCAAUGAGCGUCGUGUUUCACAUCCGGGAAUCUAUGGGAUAUCAAGUACAAAGCUGGAUCUGGGUACUACAUUUAUCGUACUUUGUCUCUUGCACGGCAUCAUUGYUAAGUAUCGGUGCGUUGGCAAUUGAACGGUAUGUCAUCGUGUCUUCAAACUAUCGCCGUGGAUUCAAGCCWUCGCGRGCCAUUUUAGCGUCGGUUGGGAUCUUGAUAAUUUCUUGUAUUCUACCAACRGCGUACUUYGUUGUGGGUUUCAACAAAUUUGCUUUUAUAUUUGCAAACACUGCMAUUAUCAUCACAGUUAUWAUCAUGUGCUUUACGUUUACGCGUAUUUACCACAGUCUACACGCCAACGUCUUGCGUUUCCAGACGUCAAACAGCCACCGCGUUGCGUCGUCUGCCAUUAAACUCGAAAAACGGAUUUCACGUGGAUUUUUGUUUAUUAUUGUAUUCUUUCUUUUCUGUAGUAUCCCAGCAUGCAUUAUGAUCUACUUGGUCAACUUCUGUUCAUCGUGUAGUUGCGUUGUCAUUCACUGGGCACGUGAUYUAUUUUACCUACUAGUUGUUUUGAACUGCUCAGCAAAUCAGUUCUUGUAUGCUUGGCGCAUGCCUAAUUUUACGAAAGCGCUGAGGCAUAUACCAGCGAUUUGCGGGCUCUAYGGGAGAUCUUCRCCGAACCUGGAAUCUCGAAGUCGYUCAUUUACGGAUUCUAAUAUGAAUUAAAGAAACUUAAAACUGUAUUAAUAUGUAUUUAUAAACCUGUUUCUAACUUGUAAUUUAAACACCAAUGCACUAYAAUAAUGUUUAGAGAUCAAUGAAAUUGCUAUACUAUGGAACGUCAGGUAGAUUGUCUCAAACAACCAAACACUAGAACAUUCUAUAUUGCUAAUGGACUUCAUAGCCUAAAGAUGCUCUCGCUAUUUUCCUGUUUUAGCAAUAAAAUAUGAAGUGCUGCACUAUAUCGGGGGAAUAAAGGUCUUAUAUGAACAUGUGCGCCCAAAAAUCGAGUGAUGAACUACAUGCUUCACUUUAACAGUGCUUUGAUUCAAGCCACACGGGCUGUUUCUAUGGCUUUCUCGUUAAGCAUUCAUUUAAGGGGUUAUGUGAGUGUUAUUACUUGAAAARUUGAGCAUGGACAUUGAUUGAAUGCCUCUUGCAAAGCGUUGUCACUUCUAUUAGAGAUGGACAAUACGUAAUGGAUGAUACUGGCCAUGUACGUCAAGACAACACGAAUAAUGAAAUAUAAUGAAACCCAAUGCAAGUCUCUCYACUUACUAUCACAGAUAACACUGGAGCAUUUAUGUAUAAAAUAAGAAAAAACGGCUUCACGUGUUUCUGUCCUUUAAUAUAAACACGGUGGGAGAAGAAUAGGACGUGAGAAGCUAGCCUAACACAAACGCAAAGAGUCUUUUUGCUUCUAGAGGGCUCAUCUCCAUCCCUCAUCGUGUUUCUAUCAAAGGACAGAGCGGCAGUAUCAUAAUGUUUUUUUCUGCGUGUGUCAAACACGAGAACGCCAAACCUUGCUUUUAGUACUCCGAUAUACGAGAAAAUUAAUAAAAAUCUAUCAAUGGG